Messenger RNA from Alosa alosa (allis shad), 1592 nucleotides. RefSeq names its product protein FAM161B-like. The record is from RefSeq and is a predicted model, not a curated record. The transcript has 6 exons. NCBI's taxonomy places the organism in Eukaryota, Metazoa, Chordata, Actinopteri, Clupeiformes, Clupeidae. Gene Ontology annotation, biological process: cilium organization. Gene Ontology annotation, cellular component: cilium. The coding region runs from base 69 to 1496 and encodes 475 amino acids.
CCUAGGCUACUUGUUUACUGCCUAUCGGUCUCAGACAUUAUGCAAAGCUAGGAAUUAAUAUAAGAGAAAUGUGGUUGCCCCACCGUAAUGCUAGCAUAAGGCAUAACUGUUUACAUUCUCCCGUAAAAUACGACAAUGCCAAAAAUGUAGUUUGUCGUGAAAUGCCGCCACCUGGGCCACACGACGUGUAUUACAUGACCCUGAAAACACCUUGUUAUGUGGAUACUCGACAGCCAAAGUACAACCCUUUGGCAUACAUAACCAUAGACCCUUUUGACAACUAUGAAGCACUGCAGGACACCAAGAGCAAAGAAACCACAAGAGGGUUCCAGGAGAAAGGGCCCGGGAGAAUCAUGGUCCUUAGUGAGGAGAAGUGGUGGAAUGAGGAGAAAGACAAAGACAAUGAGGCGGACACAGUGUCCACCAGUGGAGAUAUGGAGACCGGUACGCUGGCCUGGAUGUGGGAAGGCUUCAGCGUAGAUGACUACAACCCAAAGCCACGACCUAUGACUGUCAUCCCGAAGGCCGUGGAGAGCAAACCUCGAGUGACCGUGCCGGAGCCGUUCCAGAUGACCCUGAGGGAGGCGGAAAAGCGGCGGAAGUCCAGGCGGGCCUGGGAGGAGGUGAGGGUGGAGCCGCAGAAACCGCCGCAGUUCAAGGCCAACCCCAUUCCCAGGAGCGCGCGCGUCUGCCUCUACGACAAGAUGGUCCAGGGGUGCGAGAGACAGCGGCAGAUUGUUCACGAGAAGCGGAGGGCAUUUCUCCAGGCCAUGCAGUGCUCCUUCAGCGUCGGGGAUGCAAAGUCCACCAAGCGAGCCCCAGCGGUGAGCACAGAGGAGAAGCCCACUUUCAGACCUGCCAUCAACCCCACUGUGCCGGACUUCACCAAGCUGCACCACACGUUUGAGGACCGACUGAAGCAUGUCAGACAGAAAAGGCCACCCACUGUGCCUCAGCCUUUUAGCUUCCAGGCCAGUGCACUUGGUGACCACCAGCAGACCACCAACAGCAUGGUCAAGGAGCCAUUAAAGACCACAAAGUGGCAAGAUGACACUAAGAGAUCAGUAGACCAGUGCACUAAGGCAAGGGCAAGAUCACCAAGGCAUACGAAGGCUGCUCUGUUGCGAGAGGGGGCUGUGAGGAAGAAACUAACAUCUGAAGCAGCUAAACAAAUGGAGUAUGAGAACCAGAAGUCAGACACAAGGACCAGGCUGCAAAAAGAAGUAGGACUGUGGAUUACUGCUCAGAAGUGCUACACUUCUGCAAAUGAAAAGAGGAAGCAGUAUUACAGGAGAGAGCUGCAGGCGCGGAGUGCAGAGUACAGGGCAGAGCUGGCUGAGAUGAAAGAGCGUGUCAACCGCAGACCUCUGAUGCUGCAGAGCCUCUACGACCCAGCCAUGCAAGACCACAACUCCUGUUUGAUUCUGGAACACAAGGUGCUAGAUGACUUCCUGCGUUGGAAUCAAGCGCAGACCAGAGCCAUCAGCUUCAAAUAGAGAGUUAAAGGCACAUACUGACAACCUGGAGGAAGAAAUUUUGACUUUGUACAACUGACUACAAUGAUAAACACUUUGAUAAACACUACAAUGAUA